UGGUAUUGAUUUUGUAUAUGACGUUUAACCAUCUGAAGUCAAAUGCGAAUGCUUACGAUCCUGAGUCAGAAUUCGCAAAACAGUUCAACUGCAGAAUCAUUAGCAACGAAACGAUAAAUAAUGGUCUCGCUCCAUUUAACUUAAAAUGGAUUGAAUGCGAUAAUUUAUUUCCGAGUGUUUUUAUGCAUGCCACCUGCAUGACCCGAUGUCAAAACCCACGAACACAAUCAUUUCUUUCUUUAAGAAAAUACCGAAUUCAGCCUAUUGAAGCUAUUUAUAGCUUCGAAGCAAGAAGAAACUCAAAAAUAUUCGUUAUGACGAAAAGGUUGAUUAGAGGAUGCAGAUGUGUUCUCAGAUGGCGGGAGAAGCAUUACUCAAGGCGUUGGCCUGCUAGAACUUCUUAGAAUAAAUUUCAUUGUAAUUAUAUAUUCGAAAGUUUGGGAAAUGUUAUUUUAUCGUUUUUAUCAUUUCAAAUAAAAUCAUACCUAUUUUUCAUA
Messenger RNA from Styela clava, 497 nucleotides. RefSeq lists its product as uncharacterized. NCBI's taxonomy places the organism in Eukaryota, Metazoa, Chordata, Ascidiacea, Stolidobranchia, Styelidae. The record is from RefSeq and is a predicted model, not a curated record.